AAAAGUUUCAAUUUGAUAUUCCAACAUUAAGCUUCAAUCAAAUGUGAUUUUCAAUCUUAAUAUUCCAAAUUAAUUAAUCUGAAAUUUGAGGUAUGAAAAUGAAAAGCAAGAAUUAUCAAUAAAUUACGUUUUUUUUGGUCAAAAUUAGCAUUACCCAGGACGGGGGAGAAGAAAGCGAAGAUGGGCAAGGGCGACAAAAACGACGAUGAAUUAGGUUGCAAGAAGUAUGGUGUCCCUCUCUACGGCGCUGCGUGGCUUCCAACAACCGCCCCCGCCGCCGCCUCCGUUGAAGAAGAUAAGGCAGCUGAGCCGGGAACUCCGGCGUCGAUCAGCCGCUACGUCGUUCUCGCUGGGGGUGGCGGAGAAGGCCACAGCGGAAUUCCCAAUGCUCUCCUCAUCUCAUCCUUUGAUUUCGAAUCCGCGUCUCUCUCAGAUGAGCCCGUGGCAAAACUUGGAACAGGUAGUGAUUUGCCAUACAGAAUUGCAGUGCAUCCUGGGGGAGAAGGUUUAAUCUGUUCAUUUCCCAAAAGUUGCAAAUGGUUUGAGUGGGAUUCAACCACUGGCAAGGAUGAGCAUACAUUGAAUCUGAAGUCAUCAGAGAAAACUCUUGUUCAAUUGGAAGAUGUUGGGCAACAAUUAGCUAUGACCUUCAGCAGUGAGGGAAAUUUACUUGCUGUUGGUGGUGAGGUUCUAUCACAGGAUGGCAAGUUAAGGGUUUUUAAGUGGCCUUCUAUGGAAAACACCCUUGACGAGGCCAAUGCUCAUGCUUCUGUUAAAGAUUUAGAUUUCAGUCCUGAUGGGAAGUUUCUCGUCUCUGUGGGAAGUGGCCCUGCAAGGAUAUGGAAUGUCUCAACAUCAACAUCUGUAGCUUCUCUACCAAGGCAAAAUGAUGAAAUAUUCGGUUUCUGCCGGUUCUCGCGGAGCAGCGACACAGAUCAAGUUCUGUAUAUAACAGCAAUGAGAGAUAAAGGUGGUUGUAUCAUAAAGUGGAACACUAGUUCUUGGAAAAGUAUAAGUUCAGCACAUGUUUCCCGAGAUCCAAUAUCUGCAUUCAAUGUAUCGCCUGAUGGAAAGCUUCUGGCAGUAGGAACUAUACAAGGGGAUAUUUUGAUAUUAAGUUCUGCUAGCAUGCGGAUACACAGUGUUGUCAAGAAAGCACAUCUCGGCCUCGUGACAACAUUGGCAUUCUCUCUAGACUCAAAGUUUGGCCUUGGCAUCUACAUCGCUAGAUUCGAGUGCAAGGGUGACUUUGGUCAAGGAGAAGAAAAAAGAAGGAAUGAGCUUGUGGACCAUCAUUUUGAUCAUCUUAUUAGCGAUAGCCGUGUAUUAUGCUACAACCAAAGAUCUUCUUCCUCUGAAGUUGUGAUUUUGCAGUGGAGUUAUGGAGUCUAGAUUAUCUAUUGCCAAAACACUAUAUGUGAAAGAUAAUAUAUUUUCAGACAGGAACUAUGUGUGUCAGUACAAUAAAAUGCUUCAUAUUUUGAUAUUCUGAUUGUGGAAUUUUUAAUAGCAUUGAGACUUUUAGAGUACGUUAAUGCUAUUGCCACGUUCCUUCUCCGUUUCCAUCUGCAAAAUACCCUNNNNUUU
Molecule: messenger RNA, 1587 nt
Organism: Striga asiatica
Lineage: Eukaryota; Viridiplantae; Streptophyta; Magnoliopsida; Lamiales; Orobanchaceae
Source: the annotation of a GenBank genome assembly